ACACACAGAAAAUGUAUUCAUAACAGAGAGAAAGAUGUAGGAAUACAUAUAGUACACCUAGUUUAAGCACACUGAUGACAUUGUUAAAAUUUUGCCAUGACUAAGCAGAGAUUUCUGAAAAUAAUCCCUGAAUUUUCCCCCGUUUUGCUGCACAGAAGUUACAUUUGGAUGUUCAGAUGGGAGAGCACUCAAUUGACCCCAACGUUGACAGGACCAAACACAACAUGGAGAAUCUGGAGAUCACCCUCAGACAUCUCAUUGAUCAAAUAACGUACAUCACAAAGCAACAGGAGUACCAGAGGGAGAAGGAAGAGACGUUUCGUCAGAUCAGUGAGGACACCAAUAGUAAAGUCUUGUGGUGGGCCGUGGUGCAGACCUCCAUUCUGCUAUCAGUUGGUUUCUGGCAGAUGAAACGACUCAAAGACUUCUUCAUCGCCAAGAAGCUGGUCUGAUGACAACCACUGACCUGUCCAUGCUGUACCUGUUCACUUCGUCGCAUGUACUGCCCAUUCUUGUGCCAGUGCAUACUACUAUGUUGUAGCUUGCAACAAUGACACCUUAUGGCUAGAAAUAUCUGAACUACAAACUCCCAUUACGAAACAACCAAUGACAUAGAUAUAGGGAGGAAAAGUGUGAAAACUACUGUAUGUAAGAAUAAAAUUAAAAAAAAAAAAAAAAAGAAGUAAUGUAAGCAUGUAAGAGAUAUGGGCAACAUCAGUCAACAAUGCUUUGAAAAUAUCGGUUGUGUAUCUUAAACAUGAUAAUAAUUCAAUUUAAUUACAAAUGGACAAUGUGACCAAAUGCUACUGUAUUUACAUAGUGUAUUUCAUUCUCUGUGCAUAACUGUGUCGCUAAUUAAUUAAUUAAUGGUCAGUAAACCAGGCUUGAGUUCGCUGCAACCUCGUUUAGUUUGGGCUAAUAUGAACACCACAAGGUUAUACAUUUCUGUUAAAGUAUGUUAAUAACUACAGUUUUGUUCACUUCGUCGCUCUGUAAUGAGCAAUUUUGCAAAAAGUUCACAGGACUUUACAGGACAAAUACAAGUGUAAGCAAACGCUUUACAAUAAAGGUUUGAAUGAAAACUAGCCUAUUUUGGGUUUAUUUCUGAUUAAUUUCUGAGUAUGAACAUUCAAGCAACUUACUUCACGUUCAAAUUAUUUAACUUGUGAAUAAAUAUGU
Thunnus maccoyii (southern bluefin tuna) is the source of this 1179-nucleotide messenger RNA. Its product is annotated as transmembrane emp24 domain-containing protein 11-like. The record is from RefSeq and is a predicted model, not a curated record. Bases 177 to 452 code for a protein of 91 amino acids. The transcript is spliced from 2 exons. Lineage: Eukaryota; Metazoa; Chordata; Actinopteri; Scombriformes; Scombridae. Gene Ontology annotation, biological process: Golgi organization; intracellular protein transport; endoplasmic reticulum to Golgi vesicle-mediated transport. Gene Ontology annotation, cellular component: endoplasmic reticulum-Golgi intermediate compartment; endoplasmic reticulum; Golgi apparatus.